Molecule: messenger RNA, 2771 nt
Organism: Eriocheir sinensis (Chinese mitten crab)
Lineage: Eukaryota; Metazoa; Arthropoda; Malacostraca; Decapoda; Varunidae
Exons: 2
Source: RefSeq, a predicted model, not a curated record
UAUUAUCACCACCACCAUCACCACCACCUUUCAUUUGCCGCUAACAUCAUCACCACGUUUUCCCAUCUCUUCAGUCACCACUAUAAUCACCACCAUCAUCACCACACUCGACCCACCAAUUCAUCCACUUCUACUCCCCUCCAUUACAACUUUUUCAACCCUUCCCCUUCCCACCCACACUCACGCCCACUUCCCCCGCAGGUCUUGGUGGUGUGGGCGCUCCUGCAGCAGAGUCACCUGGGAGUGGGCGGCUCCACGUCCCCGUUGCCACGACCAUUCGACGCCCACGACCCCUCCCGUUUCCCCUUCCCGCCCACCGCCCCGUCACUUCUGUCUGAUGAUGUCGUAGUGCCGUCGUCGCCUAGGGCAGUGGUGAAGCGCUCCACGGACGACCAGGCAGCCUACCUCCCCUACGACCCGCUGGUACCCUGGCCGAAGAGGGACGAUGGCUAUGACUCCUACAUGCAGAGUAUCAACUAUGACCCCUACAUGGCCUGGGGGAAAAGGCCGAAGAGGGAUGACGGCUACGACUCCUACAUGCAGACCAUUGGCUACGACCCUUACAUGGCUUGGGGGAAGAGGCCGAAACGGGACGACGGGUUCGACUCCUACAUGCAGAGUAUCGGCUACGACCCCUACUCGGCCUGGGGGAAGAGGCCAGCGAAGAGAAGCAGCAAGACGUCCUCAGGGAGCUACCAGCGAGAGGGGGCCGUGGAGCGUGGCGGGGGACGUAGCAUGGAGGAGUACGGGACCUACUAUCCACAGACCGCGUCGACGCACUACUACGAAGGCGACGCGGUGAAGAAGCACGAUCCCUACAUGGACGUGUACCUUCCCAGCCACUUCAUGCACUCCUUCAAGCGCUCCAUCAACCCUUACUACUUCUCCCUCGCCUCCAACGACUGGAAGCGCGCCCCCAACGACAUGGGGGCGCAGGGCUUCCACGAGGGGAUCUUCACGCAUAACUUCGGCGACUUCUCUCCAGUCAAGCGCGGCAAGAGGGACGUGUCGCAGCAGCAAGAGGACGAGGACCAAGAGGCGGCCCCAGAGAAACGCCGCAUGGGGAUGGGAGCGAGUGGCUUCCACGGGGAUACCUUCAGCCAGGGCUUCGGGGAUUUUGACACCAUGAAGAAACGGCGGAUGGGUAUGGGUGCGAGCGGGUUCCACGGGGAUACCUUCAGCCAAGGGUUCGGCGACUUCGAUACCAUGAAGAAGAGGCGAAUGGGUAUGAGCGGAGCGAGUGGUUUCCAUGGCGAUACCUUUAGUCAAGGCUUCGGGGACUUUGACACCAUGAAAAAAAGGCGAAUGGGCAUGGGUGCUAGCGGCUUCCACGGGGACACAUUCAGUCAAGGGUUCGGGGAUUUCGAUACGAUGAAGAAGCGCCGCAUGGGGAUGGGCGCGAGUGGCUUCCAUGGGGACACUUUCAGUCAAGGCUUUGGGGACUUUGACACCAUGAAGAAGCGCCGCAUGGGGAUGGGCGCAAGUGGCUUCCACGGGGACACCUUUAGUCAAGGGUUCGGAGAUUUCGACACCAUGAAGAAGCGAAGGAUGGGCAUGGGCGCCAGCGGCUUCCACGGGGAUACCUUCAGCCAGGGCUUCGGGGACUUCGACACCAUGAAGAAGAGACGUAUGGGAAUGGGCGCGAGUGGCUUCCACGGGGACACGUUUAGUCAAGGCUUUGGGGACUUCGACACCAUGAAGAAACGCCGCAUGGGCAUGGGCGCGAGUGGCUUCCACGGGGACACCUUCAGCCAAGGCUUUGGCGACUUCGACACCAUGAAGAAACGCUCUGACUACGCCGGAGAGGGCAAGGAGGCAACUCAGGAGGAGAAGCAGGAGGGCGUUGGACCCGUGGACGGUGCAGGAGAACCAGGCAGCAGAAGAAAACGUGAGACCGACGACAGUGACGGAGAUGACACUCUUGCCGAUGCCUAUGAAGACCCCUCCGCGCCGUACGACCAGCGGUACCUCAUGCGCCAGGAUGAGGAGGAGGACGAGGAGGAGGAGGACCAGGAGGACGAGCAGGAGGUAGAGGAAGAGGCCCGUGCCAAGAGGAACUUAGAGCAUGGAGGGCGGCUACAGGUGGAGCUGCGGCCGCCGGUCAUGACCCCAGUUAACACGAGGAGGAAGAGGAGCCUACAGGACCAAGACACCGACCUACACCACGCCGACGGGACCCAGGACGCAGCGACACGCCCCCUGUACAAGCGCUCAGUAGACUGGGGGACGAGUGACGACCUCGGGGGGUUCAGCACAAUGAAGAGGCGGCGAUGAGGCAACACUCCGCCGUGAACAAAGCCACUUUCGCCCAGUCCCUCCCUCAGACAGAACUCGCCGCCCUCUUUAUCUCCCUAUACCUCCCUCCGGACCUGCUAUCUUCACUCUGAACGUUGGACGCCCCCCGCCCUUGCCUCCCUCCUGCCCCACUGCAAGCAAGAACGUCCCUGGAUGAACCAAAUUGGCCGUGUGUAAGGAGGGGUGGACGCUUCCAUGCACGAACAGCUCAGCCUGUCGCCGCGUCCUUGGCUCUUGCAGAAGCUAUAGCGGCGGCGACGGGCUGGCGCGGCGGCGGCGUCUCCAUACACAUACAAACAUACAUACGUACAUACUGUAGCUCCUGGCGAUGUACUGCUACCACGUUUAACCUCCUAAAGAUAUGUUAUACUAUAUACUAUAUAUACAUAUACAUAUAUAUAUAUUUAAAGGUGUGUGCCGAGGACGAGGAGGAGUAGUACUAUAUUAUAUUAAAGCAACAAGCCUUCCCACCCUAA